This is a messenger RNA of Xenia sp. Carnegie-2017, 639 nucleotides long. RefSeq lists its product as uncharacterized. The record is from RefSeq and is a predicted model, not a curated record. NCBI's taxonomy places the organism in Eukaryota, Metazoa, Cnidaria, Anthozoa, Malacalcyonacea, Xeniidae. The coding region runs from base 1 to 639 and encodes 212 amino acids. The transcript has a single exon.
AUGUUCCAUCAGGUUCUAGUGGAACCAAAGGAUCGGGACGCAUUGCGAUUCUUAUGGUGGCCAAAUAAAAACCUUUCUGGAGAAAUGGAAGAAUACCGAAUGACGAAACCUUUAUUCGGAGCAACGUCUUCUCCAAGUAUAGCCAAUUUCUGUUUGCGUAAGACAGCCGAGUUGUAUCAACAAGAAUACGACUCACUAGCAGUAGAAACGGUGAAACGUAACAUGUAUGUCGAUGACUUGAUGAAAUCAAUAAGCGAACCAGAGAAAGAAAUAAGUUUAGCGAGUCAAUGGCGUCAACUAUUGAAAAGGGGAGGAUUCCGUCUUACAAAAUGGUACAGCAAUAGUAGGAGCUUAAUAGCAACGAUUCCCGAAACUGAGAGAGCAAAGUCCGUAAAGAAUUUAAAAUUGGAUAAGCUUCCCACAGAAAGUACUCUUGGAAUAAAGUGGAACACAGAAGAAGUCAUGUUUGUGUGGGUUGUUGCUGAAAGAAUGUUGCAGUUAGAAAACGAAGGUCCCGUCACUCGACGGAAGAUAGUGUCAGCAGUAUAUUCGCUUUUCGAUCCCUUAGGCCUUAUUGCUCCGUUCGUUAUGAAGGCGAAGUUAAUACUGCAAAUGCUUUGUAGAAAGCGACUUGGAUGA